Molecule: messenger RNA, 1145 nt
Organism: Musa acuminata AAA Group (dessert banana)
Lineage: Eukaryota; Viridiplantae; Streptophyta; Magnoliopsida; Zingiberales; Musaceae
Product: 14-3-3-like protein 16R
Exons: 4
Coding region: 80-859 (259 amino acids)
Biological process (GO): intracellular protein localization; signal transduction
Cellular component (GO): cytoplasm
Source: RefSeq, a predicted model, not a curated record
AUUUUUCUCCGCUUCUUCCAGUUCUUCCAUUUCCUCGAAAAAAGGUCUUUGAAUUCUCUCCGGCGAGCGGGCGGCGGCGAUGGCAGUGGGGAGGGAAGAGAGUGUGUACAUGGCGAAGCUGGCAGAGCAGGCGGAGCGUUACGAGGAGAUGGUGGAGUACAUGGAGAAGGUCGCCGGUGCGGCGGGGGAGGGGGAGGAGCUCACGGUGGAGGAGCGCAACCUCCUCUCCGUCGCCUACAAGAACGUCAUCGGCGCCCGCCGCGCGUCUUGGCGGAUCGUCUCCUCCAUCGAGCAGAAGGAGGAGGGCCGCGGAAACCACGACCACGUUGCCGCCAUCCGCGGCUACCGCUCUCGGAUCGAGUCCGAGCUCGACUCCAUCUGUGGCGGCAUCCUCCGCCUCCUCGAUGCCCGCCUCAUCCCCGUCGCCGCCGCCGCCGACUCCAAGGUCUUCUACCUGAAGAUGAAGGGUGACUAUUACCGCUACCUGGCCGAAUUUAAGACCGGAUCUGAGCGCAAGGACGCUGCCGAGAACACCUUCUCCGCCUACAAGGCUGCUCAGGACGUUGCGUUAGCAGAGUUGGCAGCUACGCAUCCGAUCCGGCUGGGUUUAGCGCUGAAUUUUUCUGUGUUCUACUACGAGAUCUUGAAUUCACCGGACAAGGCUUGUGAUCUCGCCAAGCAGGCUUUUGAUGAAGCAAUUUCUGAGUUGGAUACUCUGGGAGAGGAAUCAUACAAGGAUAGCACUCUAAUCAUGCAGCUUCUACGUGACAACCUUACCUUGUGGACUUCUGACAUGCAGGAGGACGGCCUAGAUGAGAUCAGAGAAGCAAGUAAACUCGAAGACGGUGAUGAGCAUUAGAAUGUUUGGAUGGGUAUGUGCUCUGCUAUUUUCAGGUUGCAUGCAAUGUCGGAGUGCGGGCAUUGUUACUAAUGUCGUUUAUGAUACUAAACAUCCUUCGUCAAGUCGUCGUCUUCUUCAACUUGUUUUAUUUUCUAGCAUCUAUAUGUUUUUAGGCUUGCAGCAGUUGUGUUUGCAUUUUGAAACGCUAUCUCUGAAUGCUUGGCAUAAGUUGCUCCUCGUGGGAUAUGAUCUAAUGGCUGCAUUUCACAUUGUAAUGAUAAACUUCCUGUGGUCAUCUGCUCCA